Rosa rugosa (rugosa rose) is the source of this 1199-nucleotide messenger RNA. RefSeq names its product protein GID8 homolog. Gene Ontology annotation, biological process: proteasome-mediated ubiquitin-dependent protein catabolic process. The coding region runs from base 16 to 969 and encodes 317 amino acids. Gene Ontology annotation, cellular component: nucleus; cytoplasm. The record is from RefSeq and is a predicted model, not a curated record. Lineage: Eukaryota; Viridiplantae; Streptophyta; Magnoliopsida; Rosales; Rosaceae. The transcript is spliced from 7 exons. Gene Ontology annotation, molecular function: protein binding.
CGAAGAAUAUAUAUAAUGGGGCCCACACAUAUCCGCCCGAAUUUCCAAGUCCGACCCGAAAACAAAUCAAAACAAAAACCCAGAGAACCACCGAGAACACACCCAUCGCCGGAAUCCCAAUUACUCUCACUCACACUCAUCGGAGAGCUCUCGACACCGCUCCGAAGGGCGAGAGAUUUGAAGAAUGAGCCUCGAGGCGGCGGCGCACUGAUGUCACUUUUCUUGUCGUCGACGAUUGAUCAGGCUUAUCAUCAGCUCGCAGAAAUUGAAGCGGAACUCAAAGCAGCAAUGGCUGGAUCGAAGAAAGUGAUAACGAGGGAUGAGUGGGAGAAGAAGCUUAAUGAUGUGAAGAUCAAGAAGGAGGACAUGAAUAAACUGGUGAUGAAUUUCCUUGUGACUGAGGGUUAUGUGGAUGCGGCGGAGAAAUUCCGAAAGGAAUCUGGAACCGAACCAGAUAUUGAUCUUGCAACAAUCACUGACCGCAUGGCGGUCAAGAAGGCGGUACAAUGUGGUAAUGUGGAGGAUGCAAUUGAGAAGGUGAACGACUUAAACCCGGAGAUUCUGGACACAAAUCCCCAGUUAUUUUUCCAUCUCCAACAGCAAAGGUUGAUAGAGCUAAUUAGGAAUGGAAAGGUAGAAGAGGCUCUUGAGUUUGCUCAGGAAGAGCUAGCACCAAGAGGAGAAGAAAAUCAAAGCUUUUUAGAAGAGUUGGAGAGGACUGUUGCACUUCUAGCUUUUGAAGAUGUGUCCAACUGUCCUGUAGGAGAGCUUUUGGACAUAUCACAGCGCCUAAAGACAGCUAGUGAAGUGAAUGCCGCCAUCCUCACUAGCCAGAGUCAUGAAAAAGACCCGAAACUUCCAAGCUUGUUGAAGAUGCUCAUAUGGGCCCAGAACCAGCUUGAUGAGAAAGCUCACUAUCCUCGGAUAAACGAUCUAUCCACUGCCAGGCUAGAAGACCCUAGUGUCUAAAGGAUGUCCGGACCUCCUUGUGUGGAGGUUUUAGGUUUCCCUCUAGGCUUUCAUAGAAUGAUUAAUGAUGUAUGUACCCUUAUUGCGAAAUGACUCUGCAUUCCUGUUGAAUGUUGUCUCGUUCCAGUCUUCCUCGUUCUCAAUUACCUUGUACAAAUGAUUGUCUAUAACAUUUCUUUACUUCUAUUGUUUAAGAUUGUGGCAUAAUAAUACCUCUGAAAUUUUUGGUA